AUGCAGAGGUACGCCUGCGAUGGACAUUCUCGUAUCUUGGGUGAUUUCGACGGAGAUUUGAGUACCGCUACGAACCUUUGCACGGCCGGUGAACUGGCCAAGUUGAAGCUUGCACAACGUGCUACCAUUAGACUCGUUAUUGGACUACGUGGGACCAGCUAUGAAGGUCGUCUACAGGCUACUGCAAAUGUGAUGGAGGAGAAGACCGACGCUGCCUUCAAAUGGCGUUUGGAUGAGCAGCUUAAGGGGUUAUGGAGGAACAAACACAUGUGCCUCGAGCUUGGACCCAGCAGUGAUGGGGCUCACACGGGUAUCCUGUCCUCUGCCCUCAAUACUAAGGACUGA
Echinostoma caproni is the source of this 345-nucleotide messenger RNA. NCBI's taxonomy places the organism in Eukaryota, Metazoa, Platyhelminthes, Trematoda, Plagiorchiida, Echinostomatidae. The record is from the annotation of a GenBank genome assembly.